This is a messenger RNA of Paramecium pentaurelia, 652 nucleotides long. Lineage: Eukaryota; Ciliophora; Oligohymenophorea; Peniculida; Parameciidae. The record is from the annotation of a GenBank genome assembly.
UAUGGGUAAAAUUUAAUUAGAGAAAGAGGAUAAAAACUUAAAGAAAGAUAAAAAAUUUAAUAAAAAGAAGACAGUUUUAUCUAAAGGUGAUAUGGAUGUUGAGAAACCUAUGGGUAUUAAGAAGAAAGUGAUCAAAUAAACUAAUGAAUAAAUUAAAUAAAAGCAGCUUAAAAAGAAAGUACAUUAACUCAACCAAAUAAAAACUUAAACUCAAACUGAUACUCAAAAGAAAGCUGAAAUAUUUAAAGAAUUCAAUAAAAAUCUUGAUGAAUAGAUUCAAAUUCCAAAAACUUCAACCAAAGGAUAAAGAGAAAGAUUGUUGAAAAAAUAAAAAAUUUUGAAAAAGAAAGUAAUUUAAUCAUUAAUAUUUUAGUUAUUGGAUAAAUAUAUCAUUACCAAAUAAAAGUAAGAACCAUAAACUUUCAUAUUAGAUUCAUUGAAAAAUAAUUUAUUAGAUAUUGAUAAGCAACACCAAGAAAAACAAAAGUAAUUAGAAUUAGAAAAAAAUAAAGGAACCUCUAGUCAUUUAAGAAAUAAAUUGUUGAAAGAAGAUCAAAUUAGAAUGAAACAGGUUUUCUAGAUUAAACCAUUUUAAGAUAAUCCCUUAGCAACUAUGAAAAUGCAUUUAGAAAACACAUAUUCAAAAAAGUGA